CUGACUCGAGAAAAGACAGGAAGCAGACAAUCGCAAUACAAUUGCUUGCAAAAUAUCAAAUGUAUUAACUGCAGCUAAGUCGAUUUAGGCUUUUAUUAUCAUGGAGUCGACCCUGGAGCAACAUCUUGAUGAUACCAUGAAGAAUCCAGCCAUUGUCGGAGUUCUCUGCACGGACCAACAAGGACAUAUUCUAGGCUGUCGUGGCUCUCUGUCUGAUGAGCACGGGGGAGUGGUGUCUGUACUGGUCAGACAGGCAGCCGCUCUCACCAGAGACCCUACAGACAGCCCCACAGUGUGCCUGGAGGCAGAUUUAGGGAAUAUUCUAGUGAGAGCACAUGGAACCAUCACAGUAGCUGUUCAUAAGAUGUCGUCAUGAAGUCGCCUAAUGAAGAUGGAGGAGUGUGUGUGUAAAGCUGUUUGCUCACUAAUGCUAAAUAAUCCCACACAAUACAUGGUGUGGAUCUGGGAGGUUGCAUUCAGGUGUUAGAUAGCUUUUUUUUUUCUCUUCAUCUUCCACUGUCUGUUUGGCCAAGAAUCAUAUUUAAAAGUAGAGUCCAUACUAUUUGAGUUGUGUUUUGUAUAAGUUAAUAGGUCUGAUCAGUUUUUGGGCCAAUAUUUGUUGACCUGGCAAUGACUUUUUGGGACAUUUUAAUCUGCAAUUCAUGUAGAGAUAUUGUAAUAUAUUAAUAUUAAAAGCAAUGUAACAUCAA
This is a messenger RNA of Coregonus clupeaformis (lake whitefish), 710 nucleotides long. RefSeq names its product ragulator complex protein LAMTOR5. Bases 101 to 376 code for a protein of 91 amino acids. Gene Ontology annotation, molecular function: guanyl-nucleotide exchange factor activity. The transcript has 4 exons. The record is from RefSeq and is a predicted model, not a curated record. Lineage: Eukaryota; Metazoa; Chordata; Actinopteri; Salmoniformes; Salmonidae. Gene Ontology annotation, cellular component: lysosome; Ragulator complex; cytoplasm. Gene Ontology annotation, biological process: cellular response to amino acid stimulus; positive regulation of TORC1 signaling.